CUAUUGUUCUUGCCAGGCAGGAGUAGUUGUUUUGGCAAAGAAAAAGCCUCUGCAGACUUUGAUUGUGUUGUGUUUUGCUCAUGUCUGGACCUAAUCACUUGACUUCUACCAGAUGAUUUCUAAUAAACAUUAACCUGUGCAUUCCCCCCUUCCUCCCGCCCUCCUCCUCCUCUCUCCUGCUAUAUGUGGAGAUUUUAGAGAAGGGCUGUAAUGAGAGUGCGCCUGAAGUUAAAGAGGCAGCGAUAUUAGGGAGUAGCACCGCGGCACUUUUCAAAGCAUUUUCUCGGCGAUAUUUGAAAAACGGAGUCGUGCGGUGAACUCCUGCGUGUCCCUUUUAAAACAAACCCUGCGCCUGUCAAUCACCGCACAUUCCAACCAAUCCCAAAGCUCCCUUUUUAAAAGCAGGUUUGCCUGCUGUGCUUUUAUAUUGCACCAUGGCCUGUUUCGAAGCAUUUUUUACUACCACGGUUAUUGCCACAAAUCAAGAGGGCAAAGUGAACCGGCAUGGGACUCACACCAACUCUAACGAAACUGAGUCUGGUUGCAGCUUCCGCGAUGUUCACGGCCAAGAAUUUCACAUGCAGAUGAUAUACAGCAAGGGGAGAGAAAAAAAACCAGCAACAUGGGAGCAGAGUUUCUAGGUGCAUCCUGACUGCUUGCACUGGUUGAUUUCUGCAAACUCACAGGCAAACUCACAACAAAACAUGACAAGCCUUUCGAGGUUUAGUGGCUGCCCUCUCUCUUGCGUCAACCCCGGGGAGAGCAAUACUGAACCCAGCGUGGUGCUGCCACCUUUGGCAGGGGAGCACAUGGGACACCCCACUGGCAGUUCCUUAAAACUCUGCCCCUCGCACAAUUUGCGAGACUACCCCGAGACGAGGUCCAGUGCAUAUGUUGACCACUCGAUUCCCAGUUUUUCAGACUCUGGAUAUCCCAGUCACCGGUUAGAGCACAGCCCUAGGGGCAUUAUCAUUGGAGCAAAUCUCUCUGGAGCCGGCAUGCCACCCGUCACUGAUCAACUGGCACCAAGACCCAACCAACAUGGCGGGAUGGGAAGGUACCGGGACUUUUCUGGCUGCAGGGACAACAGGAGCCACGCUUUUUUUGCCAGCUACCAGGAGCAGGCCCACGCCUCCACGGACGCGUCCCGCGACCUCGGCAGUCAGAUGAUGCUGGGUCUACCUGGCGACCUCCUCACCCGGACUCACUCCUACGGCCAGACCAUCAGCCCCAAGGGAAACAGCCAGCAGAUUGUCACCCAGUUCCUGGGUCUCUACAAGCCCCUGAACAUGGCGAUCCAGCGUGGGGGAGCCGAUGCCUUCCUCAGGUGCUCCAAGCAGACGGUGAAGCAUGAGCUGGUGUGCAAGUGGAGUGACGGCAAAGAGGCUGGAGCGGGAAAGCUGCCCUGCUCCAGAGCCUUCGGGACCAUGUAUGAACUUGUCACCCAUGUGACAGUGGAGCACGUCGGAGGACCCGAGCACUCUGAAUAUAUUUGUCAUUGGGAGAACUGUGCGAGGGACAGGAAGCCUUUCAAAGCCAAAUACAAGCUGGUGAAUCACGUCAGGGUCCACACUGGGGAGAAGCCCUUUCCCUGUCCAUUUCACGGCUGUGAGAAAGUUUUUGCUAGAUCAGAGAAUCUAAAGAUCCACAAGAGGACUCACACAGGUGAAAAACCGUUUAAAUGCGAGUUUGAGGGCUGCAACCGGAGAUUCGCGAACAGCAGCGACAGAAAGAAGCACUCCCACGUCCACUCCAGUGAUAAACCCUACAUGUGCAAGGUCAGGGGCUGUGACAAGUGCUACACCCACCCGAGCUCUCUGCGGAAGCACAUGAAGCUUCACUGCACCAAGGAGCACGUCGCCAAAGGCGGCGACGCGCCUCCCGGUGACGGGGGUCAUGCUGCGGAGGGCAGGCCGGCCCGAGCGUCGGACAUUGGGCAGAUCAGCCCCCCUCAAGCCCCCACCUCCACUCAGGAUGUCCCCCUGUCCCCUGAGAGCCGGGACGAGUCGAUCCCGAGGUCACGCUUCCAUCACGCGUUUGACAGCAGUUUGGACUACUCGGCGCACAGGUCGCAGCCCCUCUUGGACCCUUUAUUGCUGCAGAGGGGCAGCUACAGGUCCCAGUCUUCCCAGUACCCCUGCGGCCAGACUGGUCACGCUUUUGCCCAGACCUCACGGACUUUCUCUUCGGCUUCUCCCUUUCAGAAGAGCAUCGUGAACGGAUGGUACACAUGCCACAGUGGCGUGGACACAUUCCCACCAAAGCAGUGCAGCAACAUCCCCUCCCUCUGAGGGCCUGGACGCAAACUGUGGGCCUCUGUUUCAAUGUUGUAGCCUAAAACCCAAACAGCUGUUUCUCUUUUACUCUGUGUACUUCUGUGAAAACUGUAUGAAAUAGUUUCUGAAAAGUCCUUUUGAAUUUUGCAUUGCGAAAUAUGGCCCAGUUGUUGUCGUUCUUAUUGUUCUCCGCUCGCCCUUACAUCUCCACAGUGUGCUUUAGGAGCGCAUACACGUUGCAUAACUUAAAUAAAAAUGUCGGUCCGUCUUAAAAAUGAAAAGAAAAUGAUUGUUUUUUUAAUGUAAGUUUUUUAUAUAUAUAAUUAUCAGCGCAUUACGCAUUCUGAACCUAAAAUCUCUUACAGGAAAGUUAAAAAAUAAAUCUGAAUGUAGCCCUCACAGCAGGGGUCUUUGUUGAAUGUAAACUAGGUUUAAUGUAUGUCGGGAUGAAUAGAAAUAUUAUUCAUGACUUUAUGUAUAUCGCAGGUUGAAUCAUUAUCUGGAUGAUCUUUACUUAGGUUAAAUUUUGAGAUCUAACAGGCCUGCUUGGUGGGCCUGCAGCAUGAUUUGACUUUAAUUAAAAUACCGGCAGGCUCAUUAUUUUUUCCUUUCCCUUACCCUUGAUUAUGUUCAACAUUCUCGCUCCUUUUUCCCAUGAAACAUUCGUGCUCUGUAAUAUGUUUAUUUCACAUUUCUGUGCAAAGUGAGUAAAACCACAGUGUUCGUGUUAAUGGGGAAAAAAAAACGUUUCAUUAGAAUACAUUCCUGCUGUACAUAGGCAUACUGUAUAAUUAAUUAUGUAUCUUAUAUUUUAUUAAAGUGUCUAUAUUCUCUUUGAUCAGAUAUGUGUGAUAUACCCUCAUCAAAUAAUUUUCAACAAAGAUGCAAACUUUUCUCUGGGUACAAAUUAUCCAUGUCCUGUGUGAAGAUUUGGAAUUCAGUGUGAAGCCCUCCUACAGUUCUUAAUAUACAUAUGGAAGAAAAAUUUAUCAGAGUUAAAUGAGACUGAUAAAUGCAUCUGUGAGGGCUGCCCUUUAUAUAUAUAUAUAUAUAUAUAUAUAUAUAUAUAUAUAAACCAAGCAGUUUGUACUCCUUUAUUUUAUUAUGUCUGUUUGCCUUGUUCAGUUCCCUGACAUGACAUUUGACGUAAAUUGGUGCUAUACAAAUAAACUGAAUUGGAUUUAAUUUAAUAUACACAAUUACAUUAUCUUGUACUAUGAUAGCAUCCUGGUAACAGCUUGCCUUAAUGUUCAUAUAUCUGUUAUAUAAUUGAUCAAAACUACUGGUUUCAUGUUGUGUUUUCUAAUUUUUCAACCCAUCUCAACAUUCAUUGAAGGCAAAUAUAACUCAUGUUGGAAAAGUCUUGGUUAAAGAAACAGCUUUUGAACAAAGAUGUUGGUUUUGCUUUGUUAGAUUUUUUUUUCUGCUUAAUGGUGAAAUAAUUGCCUCCAGUACAGUUUCACUGACACAUUUGUUCACGUUCCUUAGUUUUUGUACCUUCUGGAAUGCAAAUGUCAACAAACAGCUCAUUAUUUCGCAGGAAUGAGCCGAACAGAUCUCUCUUUUCGACGCCUGUCUUUUCUUUUUUGUCUUCAGACUUUGAGUUCACUUUUGCAAUCUAGUCUUGGUGCAAAGGCUGAACUUAUCUUCAACGAGUUAUUGUUCCCGGUUCACACUCCCUGAUUCAUGUGUUAUAAAACACAUCUUUGUCUAAAGAUGUCAAAAGGAGUGCAGUUGAAAGCCAAGAGGCAAGCUGAAAGUACAGUAUGGGACGUCUUGAUGAUGGAUGAAAAGACAUAAAAAUAAAUCUUUCACUCUAAAAAUGAUUUCUGACCAUUUUCCAUGCAUGUUAUCCAUAUUUUUGGUAGUACACAACUUAAAUUCAAACUUGUAGACAUAAAUUAGGUCAUGUUGAGUCAUUUGACAUUUGCUGGAGGAUCAUAUUGGCAGGACAUGAUGGUCUCAGUGAUCUUUCAGCUAACUAACAUCAAAGUUUUUUCUGUUCAUCAAGAUUUUCAUUAGAUAUUUGGAUGAUCAUGAAAACGAGUGUUCUUACUGGUACAAGGCUGCAUUUUUGACUCUCUAGUGAUUUCAUUCUGCAUACUACUGUAUUUCAAGGUCAGAACAAAAGCAUUUCAAGAAAUGCAUAAUUUUUGCCACAAUAUAAAGAAUGAAAAAAUAAAUAGUGGAUUAUCUGUUUCAUGUCUUAGUAAAAAGCUGAAAAAUGUAUGUUUACUGUAAAUGUGUACAGUAUUUGCAGAUGUCUUCAGAUGCAAUCUGUGAUUAACUUGUUUAUGUAUUCUGUGUUGUGUGUAUGUUACCCAUGAGGAUGCAUCAUUUGGGAGAUUUAGAUAUUUUUGAACGUGCAUUUUGCAAAUCCCUCAACAUCCCUCAACAGUUUCAAUUUCUGUAUGACACCAAGCAGUUUGCACUGCUUUAUUUUACUUUUUCGUAAUUAGCAGUGACUUAGCAUUGCUGUUUGAGAGCUACUUAAUGUGAUGAAAUAUUAAUAUUAAUGUAGCUGAAUAUUUUCUAAGUCUUAAAGGAUCAUCUCAAGUGCUUGGUUUGAAAUAUUUAAAUGGAGAGGUCUUUCUGUCUUUAAGCAAAGUGGGCCAAACUUUUCCAGCUUUGAUCCAUUUGCUUUAAUGGACAGAUUACUAGAAUUUGUGCGAUAAACUUUCUAAAGAACGCAACCACAGUGAGAGUUGCAUCAAAUGCUGUAGGUGUUAAGAUAAAGCGAGGAGUUUUAAAGCGAUGUUGAGAUUUUUAAAUCUUACCUCUCAUCUGCUAUGCCCUUCCCUUUCCUUCUGUAAUUCUACAAAUAAUCCAAGUGUUCACAGAAAUAUUUAAGUCAAAAGAUGUAUUUGUUAGAACAAUAUGUUCUAGCGGGGUACGAGGACGCCGCCGCCGCCGCCGCCGCAGUGUCAAGCGUAAAUGUCUAGCGCAGUACUUAACCGCUGUGCUGUACAUUCAGACCAAGCUGUGGUAAUAUUCCAUAAACACUGAACCCCACCACACCCUUCCCCCCAGUAAUCAUCACUGAUUAGACCCUGCACUCCCCAGUUUGCCACUUGCCCGCCGCCAUCUUUAUUUUUGUGCUCUGCCUAGCAACAAGAGCAGGCGCCAUUUUGGAUGGGGUAUACAUCAGGUUGAUAUAAAUAAAUCUUUUUUUUUUUUCACUUUGGCAUUCACUGAAUUGUGACAGGGUAAGCCUCCCACUCCUCCCGCGUUGCUUUUGGGUUGAACAUGAUGAGGAAUCCAGCUGUGGACCAGAGGGUGGGCUGCUUUGUCACACCAGGUUUUUUGCUUUUAUGCAUCAUCAUAACCAAAUAUGACAUCUUGCGUAAUUUACACCGUGCAUCUGCCAUACCUUUCCAGUGGCUGUCCGGCAGCUGGCAGCGGCUGGAACGGCUGUGUCAGCACCGACACUGACUGACCGAGUGGGGUUUUAAUUGGAUCUCUGGCUUUUUCCUGAACCUCCUCGGGUCGAGUCAGAGGUGAUUUUGCUUCUCUACUUGCUUUCUUUUUAUCAAUAUCCCCUCACCCUCCUUUUUUAUACCAGAUUCUCUUUUUCUUUCUUCUCGUCAACCUUUAUCCGUGCAGCUCCUGGCUAUCUUCACCCUCUGUGGCUCCUUCAUGAUGGCCCUCUAAUCUCUGCCAGUGUGGCUCCGCAGUAGGUACUGUUGAUACACAGUUCUUCAUUCUGGCCCCGACAAGCAUUCGUGCGGACUCAUGUAAUAUGGAUCUGCAAUGUGUUCACACCCUGAUUAAGAAGUAAAAUUCGUGGUAAAUGUUUUUUUUUUCAACCUCUAUUUUUACAAAUACCCUGAAGCAGUCUGUUAGUAAAAUACAUCUUAAUUUUGUAAAAUUUGCUCAGUCCUUUCUCCAAAUCUUUCAGAUUGAGUGGACAUUAAUUGUUCGCAUCCCUCCAGGAGACCCCAAAGGUUAAAAUUAGGAUCUGACCUCUUAGGUAGUCAUUCCUCAGUUUGUUUUGUUUCUGGUUAAGCAAUUAUUUUGUUGAUUUGGAUUCAUCCUUAGAUUUGUUGUGAUCCUGAUCUUCAGCUUUAAAUCGAACAUACAGAAUUUUGAAAAAAAAAAAAAAAAAAAAGACCAAUAUUUGAAAAAGCUCUAAAUCUCACCCUCCUAGAAAAAACACUUCGGUACAAAAGAAGAAACAUCACAAUAGAGAACGAUAUUGCCACCUUAGUGUUUCAACCCAAAAAAGUACCAAAAAGGAGCCAAAAGUCCACAAAUUCAGAUCACAACUCACUUUCAUAAAAUGUUUUGCUGAAUAUUAGUCAGAUCUGGAUAAAAAUCAGGAAAGAUCUCUUUCUGUUCCUUAUUGUCCACAUACAGAGUAGAACAUUAUCAUAAAUAAAACACAAGCAAUACUUUGUAAAUGUUUUGCAGAUCCUUCAGUUUUGUCUUUUUAUCAACUUUGGGGAAAAGUCCAGUUUUUAUGAUUCUCAUUUGUUAAUAUACAGUUAGGUCCAAGUUGACCAUAACCCUGGCAAAGUUAGAUUUAAAAAUUAUUUUAAUAGAAAACAAAGAUGUUUCUGUUUCAAAACGAGACAGGCACCUUCAACAAGCUACUACAACAAUAUAAAAUAAUGAAAGAACAUUUAGUUUUACUUAUAUUUUAGAAAACAAAUUGUUAGCCAGCAAUUAGUUACCUUUCUUAAUAACCAAUUGAACAAAUGAUUUACUGUAACAACUAUAAACCUUUUCUACUAGUGUUUUGAUCAUUUAUCUGUGUUGACAAUCUUCAGAUCUCUGAGGUUAAAAGACCUCUUCACCAUCACCCUAAUCUUUAAUAUAGGUUCCAAUAAGAAGAGAAAGAAUAACUUUGGCCCUAUUAUCGGCAUUUUAUAGGAGAGUUGACCCUUUCAAACCUUUGAAGACUGUAGCAACUUAUGAGUCUGGUAAGGGAUUUAACGAGGUCUCAAAGAUACAAGACAUCAAGUAUAAGUCAUGGAGGUAAUCUGAAACAGGUGUCCAUAUUCCCAGGUCUGGCUGUCCAUCAAAGGUCAGAUUGAACUGCAAGAUGCUAAAAGAAGUCUCCAAAACAUCUAAAAUGUCAAUGCAGAACCUGCAGCAGACCUUGGCCAGCUCACUAUCUGAAACCACUGAAUUUUUCUGUGUAUCAGAGAAAAACAUGAGACUAUGAGUAAAACAUUAAAGCAGAAGCAGAACUUUGCCCUUCAACAUGACAAUGACCCAAAACAAACCAGAAAAUUACUGGGUGACUACUUUAUAUUAAUGCUUACUGUCUGUUUGCUGAGAGCAUGUGAAAGUAUCAUAUAUUCUUUGCUUGUACUCAUAAUCUUUGCCAAUAAGUUGAUUCAGAUUCUGAAAAUUAAGUCAAAGUCAAAACCCUGAUCUUGACCCCAUUGAAGUCAAGAUGGGGAGGUGGGCUGUGAGGUGACUGAAAAUGGAUUAAACACACAGGAAAGGGGGUCAGUAGCAGUUCUACAUCAAAUUUAUUGGAGGGUGAAAGAGUUGCAGUUCUUUUUCAUUUAGGUUCAGAGCAAAUGGAUGGAACAAAAAAGAAACAUGUCAAUAUUUCAAAGUUUAAUAUGUUAAAUUAGCCAAAGAAUCCAGAUAAUACAAGUUCUGGAGCUGCAGUUUAGAGAACACUGAUCUACAAGAUGAAAACUGUUAGCAUGUCUCAUUGAAGCUAAAUGUACAACACCUGAAUUUUUAAUGCCUUGUUAAAGUAGAACUGUGAAGCUAAAGAAUUAAAUUGGUCCUGGCAACCAAUUAUUUAUGCUUUAUUUGUCAGUGCCUAUAAUAAGAAAUUAUUAUCUCUUCAGUACAGAGGCCAGGACCAGUUCUGCAGGGCACUGGCCCCUGUUAGCCCCUGCCUAGAACCGCCCAUGCUCCUGCUAAGCUUCAUUUUAGAUAAACCAGAUUCACUGUAAUUUAUGCCAGCCGUGAAUUUAAAAAGGCCGAAGUUAAUCAGAAAGGGGCUUCGAGAAAAGGGUGUGCAUGCCUCUGCAACCAGGUUAUUGUACCUUUAUUUAUCUAUAUUACUUUAUAUCUUAUAUUAAUAUAAUCUACUUUAAUAUUUUCUCAGAUAUGUUUUUUGUCAGUUGAAUUAUGCAGGAUUUGUGUCCCAGUAAAGUGCAAGAAUUGGCUUUAAUUUUUACGUUGUAAAAGCUUGACAUUUUAACAGGGGUGUGAACGAUAUUUACAGGCGCUGCGUUCGCUUCUUCGCUCUCUGUGGAGAAUUUCAACGCCACAUGGAUGCGGCUGUUCAGGGCUUUGGCAUUUAGACAUCAAUGUGGCAUGAGGCCAAUUAUAACAUUUCAUAAACUCCGAUUCCAAACCGUAAGACAAACAAAUGUACAACACAACUACACACAAAAGAGCAGCUCAUACCUACAGUAUUUUCCUAUCUGAGAUAAGGUGAUAUGUUUCAUGUCGAAAUCGUUGUUUAUUUGCUGGCACGAGUACUAAUAAGCUUAUAAAACACACAUUAGUCGCGAGGCUCUUAUGCUAGACAAUGCCAUCAUUACAGUCCUAUGUCCAUGUUUGGAGAAUUUAAGUCCCACUUCGAUGCUCUUGUGAUUUAAGCAGUCCUUUAAAUUUCUCUGGUGUUCAUCUGCACAGCGGUUUUCUGAUUUCUGUGGUGCCAACCCCCCGUGUAGACCAGCCUACACCAGGGCUUAUUAAACUAGGCUCCUUUUUACUCUUCUCAAUGGUUGCUGCUAUGUCAACUUAAGCCCAAGCCUCCCCAAAAAAAAAUGCUCAGCUCUCUGACUAUUGUUACAGAAUAUUUCAAAAAAUUGGUGCAACUGACUGAGGUAUUGCUGAAUAGCCAACAUACAGCAAGACGGAAAGAAAAGCCCUGCCUAUCCUCAUGCCUAAUGCAUGCUUGUCUUUUGAUGCUUUGCAAUUUACCCCGUGGCUGGUUCUUAAAAAGAAAUCUUUCUUUUCUUUUGUCAUUUAUUAUCCAUGCCUUACAUAACAUAGAUUUCAACCGUUUGAGAUGAGACAGUUUUUAAAUACCUUCAUGGCGCCUUUUUAGCUGGUUAGCUCAGGAGGUUGCUAUAUGAUUCAAAAUGUUUACCAUGAUCAAACAGACCACAACAAACAGACAGGAAAAGUUGUGUUAUGUUGUACUUAUAUUUCAGCAUUUAAUGUGACUAUGUGUAAUGUGCAAGCUAAAUAAAUAAUACAUAGAAAUCAUA
This is a messenger RNA of Xiphophorus hellerii (green swordtail), 9469 nucleotides long. It is a transcript of the gene zic6, whose product is annotated as zic family member 6. Bases 705 to 2291 code for a protein of 528 amino acids. Gene Ontology annotation, cellular component: nucleus. The transcript is spliced from 2 exons. The record is from RefSeq and is a predicted model, not a curated record. Lineage: Eukaryota; Metazoa; Chordata; Actinopteri; Cyprinodontiformes; Poeciliidae. Gene Ontology annotation, molecular function: DNA-binding transcription factor activity, RNA polymerase II-specific; RNA polymerase II cis-regulatory region sequence-specific DNA binding. Gene Ontology annotation, biological process: regulation of transcription by RNA polymerase II.